AUGCCUUCUCGGUUAUCCACCCCCGUCCUGACCGUGGACACGGCCAAGAUCCACAAGGUCGACACGGCGAACACUCAGAGUCUUCAUGGCAUGUGGAUGGUAUUUUCCAAAUGUGCCGACUAUAUGGAAGAGGGACGUCGGUUGGAAAAUUUGAGCUGGCGACUAUGGACUCGCGAGACGUUUUGUGUCGAGCCGGAAACGUCCAGUGAUACCUCGGUUCUGCCGCUUCUCCGUUCAGAGGAAGGGGAUUUGCCCGAACUGUCGGCCAGUGUCGAAUCUGCCGCCUCCGAUCAGGCGGAGAGAAUCGAGAGCCACAUCAAGCGUCCCAAAUGCGACUACAAACCCGCCGUUGUUCGGGAGGACUCGCUCGUUAACCUCGGCCGAGGAAAGGAGAAGCAUAUCACCUCUCUCGGCUUGGAGCGGAUGGUACUGAACAUCAAGGAAAAGAAGAACCUGGAGCCGCUCUCGACCGCCAUGACGGCCGUCUCUCCCCCCGUUGUCGACAUCACUCCCCGCCCGUCGACUCCCACUCCCACCCCUCCGUCCGUGUCCACGGUCAGGCGAACGCCACCGACAUACCCCAUGAGUCAACAAAAGAAUGAGUCGACCGAGUCUUGCUCGACUACCGCCCCCGAGGGCUGCGAUAGCGAUGCCGCCAACCCGGCUGCCUCCGACACGAGUGUUUCGUCGUCCGGCAUUCUACCGUCGCGUCCCGAUUUAGUCAAAUCUCCUAGUGUUAUCCGUGGCUUUUCCCCUUCGCUCAUCUCUUCGUCCUAUCGGUCGCAGGCACGACUGGCUGCGGAACCUAGCCCCGCCAAACCACCCACACAUCUGAAACCGUCGCCGUUCAAGAAGAAGGGCGGCAUGUUUACUCUGGGCGGGUCUUCCGGCGAUGAUGACGAAAGCUCGUUUGAGGACCGUAUGGCUAUUCAGAGAUCGCCCCAGCGCAGCUCGCUCUCCGACGAACUCGGCAAGUCAGCGUUGGCAAAGUCGGCGUUGGGCAAGACCAACAACGAUGCCAGUGGGAAGAAAAAGAAGACGUCCUUCAAAGACCAAGUGAAUGUCAAGCCGAUCAAGGAGCGCGGUGACAUGGACGAGGAUGCUAUUGAGACGGAGGACGAAGUCUCUGAGAGCGCCAUUGAGGAUGAUGAGGAUUCUGACUGGGAGGAUUCCGUGACCGAGAGCGGUCGCUCGAGUAUCGCCGAAGAGCGUGGCAUGUUCCAGCGGGUGGAUUCCCGGCCGAACCUGGUUUCCCGCCGCUCUCUCCUCACCAUGAUGAUGCACCAGCCCAUCAAGAUGAUGCAGGGUCCGACACGAUCCAGCCCAGCCUUGCAACGCGCGCGUUUGACAUCACCUAAUGGACCGUCUAUCCCCGCUUCCCCCCCGGAGCAUGACGGUGAGAACCUGAUGAUGCGGGGCCCCGAUGUACCUCGGUCGAAUCCGAUUGGAAUGAAGACUGCGCCGCAGUCCGUGGCGCACUCUCCCCGGACGACGAGGCGCAACAUGCUUGCGACCGAACUCACCGAGUCUCUCCGCCGUCAUCUGCUCUGGGAGCGCCAGCAGAAGAGCGCCACUGCCAAUGCGGUUAUGAAACGUCGACACACUGCACAUGACGUGGCGAACCUGAAACAAUAUCCGGGACCAAGAGGAGCCGGCCCUGGCGCCUCUAACCAGAGCGCGGACAAGGACACCAAGAUGGGAUCCUUCAACAACUACACCGACUUUGGGCCCUGGGAAUAUCAUGCGAAGGGGUGGUAG
Molecule: messenger RNA, 1758 nt
Organism: Aspergillus campestris IBT 28561
Lineage: Eukaryota; Fungi; Ascomycota; Eurotiomycetes; Eurotiales; Aspergillaceae
Exons: 2
Coding region: 1-1758 (585 amino acids)
Biological process (GO): negative regulation of transcription by RNA polymerase II; mitochondria-nucleus signaling pathway; regulation of nitrogen utilization
Cellular component (GO): cytoplasm
Source: RefSeq, a predicted model, not a curated record